AUGUCGGCCACAGCCAGUGUAACGGAGCCCAUUACGGCAGGGAACGUUGCGACCCUCUUCCCCGAUGUCGAUACCCAGUUUGGCGGCGCGAGCUCUGCCCGGUUGGGAGGAGAACUCGACGGGUACAACGAGGACCAAGUCAAGCUGAUGGACGAGAUGUGCAUCGUCGUGGACACAGAUGACAAGCCGAUUGCGUCUGGCAGCAAGAAGACUUGCCAUCUGAUGACCAAUAUCGGCCGUGGGCUGCUCCACCGUGCAUUCUCCGUCUUCCUCUUCGACUCGCAGAACCGCCUCCUGCUUCAGCAGCGUGCCACGGAGAAGAUCACCUUCCCAGACCUAUGGACCAACACCUGCUGCUCUCACCCUCUUGCUAUCCCUAGCGAGAUGGAGGCGAGCGGAGCAGCUCUCAGUGAGGCUGUGAAGGGUGCUCGCACUGCUGCCAGGAGAAAGCUGGACCAGGAGCUGGGAAUAAAGGAAGUCCAGGUUCCAGCGGACAAGUUCGAAUUCCUCACCAGGAUUCACUACCUUGCUCCCAGCGGCGAUGACGGGAAAUGGGGCGAGCAUGAAGUUGACUACAUCCUUUUCAUCAAGGCGGAUGUCGACUUGAACCCCAACCCCAAUGAGGUCCGGGAUGUCAAGUAUGUCACACCCGAUGAGCUGAAAGCGAUGUUCAAGGACCCGAGUGCCAAGUUCACUCCAUGGUUCAAGCUCAUCUGUGACGACAAACUGUUCGAGUGGUGGGAGAACUUUGGCUCUGACUCGUUCAAGAAGUACGUCAACGACGAGAAGAUAUGUAGAAUGUAG
This is a messenger RNA of Nannizzia gypsea CBS 118893, 804 nucleotides long. RefSeq names its product isopentenyl-diphosphate Delta-isomerase. The record is from RefSeq and is a predicted model, not a curated record. Gene Ontology annotation, molecular function: isopentenyl-diphosphate delta-isomerase activity. NCBI's taxonomy places the organism in Eukaryota, Fungi, Ascomycota, Eurotiomycetes, Onygenales, Arthrodermataceae. The coding region runs from base 1 to 804 and encodes 267 amino acids. Gene Ontology annotation, cellular component: cytoplasm. Gene Ontology annotation, biological process: isopentenyl diphosphate biosynthetic process; isoprenoid biosynthetic process. The transcript has 3 exons.